Molecule: messenger RNA, 1768 nt
Organism: Gracilinanus agilis (Agile Gracile Mouse Opossum)
Lineage: Eukaryota; Metazoa; Chordata; Mammalia; Didelphimorphia; Didelphidae
Gene: TNFRSF10A
Product: TNF receptor superfamily member 10a
Exons: 12
Coding region: 1-1419 (472 amino acids)
Biological process (GO): positive regulation of apoptotic process; TRAIL-activated apoptotic signaling pathway
Cellular component (GO): plasma membrane; cell surface
Molecular function (GO): protein binding
Source: RefSeq, a predicted model, not a curated record
AUGGCAAAAACAUCGAAAAUUAUAAAACUGAAUGUUAGCAAUGCUGUGGAGAAACAGGCACUGAUGACUCUGCUGGAAAGUGGGGCGAAGGCUGCUCUCCCGAACGCGAGUGAGGAGCGGACUACUCGACUGAACACGAGUGGGGCGCAGGCUACUUCACGGAAUCAAGUGACAAUGGGGCACCGGCUACUCUGCUUGGACGGAAUCGAACGCAAUCGGGCCGGGCAUCACCUGGAGCAGAGGAACCUCGGGAUCGAAACUUCAUUCCAGAGACGGGAGGUACACCUGGCACUGCGCCUUGUGUCCUGCGCCGGUCUCAGCCGGUUGUCCCCGUGCCUGAUCCUCAUAGUUUUACUCGGAGCCAGUCAAGCAUCAGCAGGAACCCAGCAACGCCUGGAGAAACGGCAGACUCUAUGUCCCCCAGGACAAUUCCUUAAUAUAACCAGGACCUCUGAUAGAACAAGGGAAAUAUGUACACCGUGUCCAACAGGAACUUUUACUGAGUUCUCCAAUGGGCUUUCCUCCUGCAUCCAGUGUAAAAUCUGCAAGACAGACCAAGAAGAGAUCAAUCCGUGUCAUGCCACUCACAACACCGAGUGUCAGUGCAGGCCUGGCACCUUCUGUCCAAAAGAACAACCGUGUGAGAUCUGCAGAAAGUGCACCUCAGAGUGCCCCAAAGGGAUGGUAAAAAAGAACUAUUGCAGCCCCUCGAAUGACUUGGAAUGUCAAGAGCCAACAGGCACAAGAGAUGCUGAGAUUUGGCUGCCAGUCGUAGUUGUAGUAGUAGUUUUACUCAUUCUCUUUGUUACUGGUGUCCUUUUUUACUGCUGCAAAUGGAGGAAUGGUUCCCAAGGUUGCAGGAACUCUUUCAGCAUCAAGAGCUUAGUAUCACACUUGCAGAGAGGUAAUCACCCAGGGCAGCCUGAGGCCAGAGAUGAUGAAGGAGUCGAGAUGCAGACUAUGGGGAAAAAUAGACCUGGGAAUCAAGAAGGAGAAGGUCAAGGGCUGUUGGAAGUUAAAAUCGAUCCUCAGAUGGAGCAGACAGAAGCAAUGACUCUUCAGGCCAAACCAAAGGCACUAAUUCCAGCUAAUGGUGACCCUAUCAAGACUUUGCAGGAAUCUUUUGUUUACUUUGUACGGGAGGUACCCUGGGAUUACUGGGACCUGUACAUGAGUCAGCUGAAGCUGAAGCCGAAUGAGAUCAUGAUGGCCAAAGAAACCGAGAAGAGUGCAAUAGGCAGUCGAUGUAAAAUGCUUAUGACAUGGCAGCAGAAUAUUGGGAAGGCUGCCACUGUGAACAUCCUGCUGAAGACCCUGAGUAAGAUAAACCUGGAAGUCGCCAGAGGUACCAUUGAGGAAGAGCUCAUCCGUGAACGGCUCUAUGUCUACGAGAAAAGCGAGGCUGAGAAAUCAGGCUAAGAGUCUAACAGGAGAGGAGGGCUCUCAGAUAUAUUACCUUUCUCCUCCUCCUGAAUACAUUUGACUUUGGGGGAGUGUAACCAGGUAUGAAGGAUACACAAAGAAUCUUUCUGACCUCUAAGAUUCUAUCUUCUAGGGACCCAGUGGCCCUCCUGGAGCAUUGAACAACUUGAAGAUAUGAGCAUGAAUAACCCUUGAAAGACCUUGAGACCAUAUUUGUAAAAACUAAAAAAUAGUUGCUUUCUCAGGGAACUUUGAAAACAGAGAAUUGUUGCUUUGAAGCUCUAGGGCCAUGUUGGUGAACCUAUGGCAACGCACACUAGAGGGAGCAUUCCCCCUCUCCACACAU